GCUCCUCCUUGUUCCCUUCCCCAUCGCGCCCGCUAUUUCUCCGUACGUACGCGGUCGCCGUCCACAAUGGCGGCCCUGCGAUAUGCUGCGCGCCUCGCAAAGGUGCAGGCAGCCUCUGCGCCUCGACAUGGUUGCACCUUCAACUGGACGUUUGCGCGGCGGUGUCUUGCAACGGCGAACACACCCACGUCUCUGCUCUCGUCGUUGGACACGUUCGCCGAUCGUCACAUUGGUCCUGGUGAGAGUGAGGUCUCGCACAUGCUCUCGCAACUGGGGUAUGAUUCUAUGGACGCGUUCGUUGCGGAGACUGUCCCAUCCAAGAUCAGAGUCGCGUCAGACUCGGUCAGCGAUGCGUCCAUUCCGUCUCUUAGCGAGUCCGAGCUGUAUCGGAGGGCGCGUGAGCUCGCCACAGCGAACAAGCCCUUCAAGAGCUACAUUGGUAUGGGCUAUCACAACGCGGUCGUUCCCCCGGUAAUUCUGCGUAAUGUUAUGGAAAGUCCUGCUUGGUACACGCCUUAUACUCCCUACCAGCCGGAGAUUUCUCAAGGUCGUCUGGAGUCGCUCGUGAACUUCCAAACAAUGGUCAUGUCGCUAACAUUCAUGGAUAUCGCUAACGCGUCUCUCCUGGAUGAGGCAACGGCAGCGGCAGAAGGCAUGGCAAUGGCAUAUGUCAACACGAACCACAAGAAGCACACAUUCCUGGUUGACAAUGGUGUCCUCCCUCAGACUAUCUCGGUACUCCGGACUCGCGCGAAAGGUUUUGGCAUCCAUCUCGUCAUCGGCGACGUCUCCGCGUCUCUCAAGAAUGAAUCGCUCGUUUCGGACCUCUGCGGCGUGCUCGUGCAGUACCCGGACGUGAACGGUAGCAUCAAGGAUUUCGGCAGCAUCGCGGAUUCUGUACACAGUUCAGGCGCGCUAUUGGUGUGUGCGAGCGACCUGCUCGCGCUCACUAUGCUUAAACCGCCAGGCGAGUGGGGCGCGGACAUUGUCCUCGGCAAUUCGGGUCGCUUCGGUGUUCCUGCUGGUUACGGCGGCCCACACGGCGCGUUCUUCGCGUGCACGGACAAGCUCAAGCGCAAGAUGCCCGGGAGGCUGAUUGGCAGGAGCAAGGACAAGUACGGCAACCCUGCGUACCGUCUUGCUCUUCAGACCCGUGAACAACACAUCCGUCGUGAGAAGGCCACCAGCAACAUCUGCACCAGCCAGGCUCUGCUCGCCAACAUGGCUGCGAUGUACGCUGUCUACCACGGCCCUGACGGUCUCAAGCGCAUCGCACAGAAGGUUCACGCGCUCGCGCAGAUUCUCAAGUCGCAGGUCGAGCAGUUCGGUUAUAAAGCUAUCAACACGGAGUUCUUCGACACGCUCACAUUCGAUGUCACUGGGGCGGCCAAGUCUGCAGAGACCGUCCACGCCGCCUCCCUCGUCGCAGGAGUCAACCUCCGCCGGGUGGACGAGAAGCACGUCGGCGUGACCCUCGACGAGAGCGUCUCAUCCGAGGAUGUCCUCGCGCUCAUCAACGUCUUCGCCUCCGCUACCUCCUCAUCACCCGUCUCCCCCUCUGUGCUCGCUGAGCCGUCCACCAGUGCGAUCCCGCAGGCGCUCCAACGCACGUCGGCAUUCCUCCCACACCCCGUGUUCAACGCGCACCAUUCGGAGACGGAGAUGUUGCGGUACAUCUAUCACCUGCAGUCGAAGGACCUCGGCCUCGAGCACGCGAUGAUCCCGCUCGGGAGUUGCACGAUGAAGCUGAACAGUACGAGUAGCAUGAUCCCGCUGACGUGGCCCGAAUUUGGGAACGUGCAUCCGUUCGCGCCAUUGGAUCAGGUUAAAGGAUACUUGCAGCUCAUCAAGGAAUUGGAAUCGGACCUGUGCAAGAUUACGGGCUUCCAUGCGUGCUCGGUGCAGCCCAACUCCGGCGCAGCGGGAGAGUACACUGGUUUGUCCGUUAUUCGGGCCUACCAUGAGUCGCGUGGAGAGGGUCACCGUGACAUAUGUUUGAUCCCCGUCAGUGCGCACGGCACAAACCCUGCGUCCGCUAUGAUGGCCGGCCUCAAAGUCGUUCCAAUCAAAACGCUGCAUGAUGGUAGUCUCGAUCUCGAGGAUCUCAAGGCCAAGGCUGAGAAGCACAAGGACAACCUAGCUGCAUUCAUGAUUACGUAUCCGUCUACUUACGGUGUAUUCGAGGAUGGCGUGCAAGACGCUUGCAAGAUCAUCCACGAAAAUGGCGGUCAGGUCUACCUCGAUGGUGCCAACCUCAAUGCGCAAAUCGGCCUCACGAACCCUGCCACUUGUGGUGGUGAUGUCUGCCACCUGAAUCUCCACAAGACAUUCGCUAUCCCUCAUGGUGGAGGUGGACCCGGCGUCGGACCCAUCUGCGUCUCAGAGCACCUCGCGCCAUUCCUCCCAGGCCACCCAGUCGUCCCUACCGGCGGCAGCAAAGCCAUCAAUGCCGUGUCAGCCGCGCAAUACGGAAGUGCCUCCAUCCUGCUCAUCUCGUGGGCGUACAUCAAGAUGCUCGGCGGCAGCGGUCUCUCGUCCGCCUCUAAGAUCGCCCUGCUGAACGCAAAUUACAUGGCGCACCGUCUGUCCGAGCACUACAACCUGCGAUUCAAGAACGGCAACGGUCGAGUGGCGCACGAGUUGCUAAUCGACCUUGCCGAAUUCGACAAGGCUGCUAGGAUCCAGGUGACCGACUUUGCUAAGCGGCUGCAAGAUUACGGCUUCCACCCGCCGACAUGUUCUUGGCCCAUCUCAACGUGCAUGCUUAUUGAGCCUACUGAGUCUGAGCCCUUGGCGGAGAUUGACAGGUUCUGCGAUGCGAUGAUUCAGAUCCGCCAGGAAGUGGAAGAUAUCAUUACGGGCAAGCAACCCAAAGAGAACAACGUUCUGAAGAACGCUCCUCACCCAAUAUCUGUCAUCGCUUUCGAAGACUCAAAAUGGGACCGUCCAUACAGCCGGUAUAUUGCAGCGUUCCCCGUGCCAUCACUUCUGGAGAAGAAGUUCUGGCCUACGGUCUCAAGAGUAGACGACGCCUACGGUGACCUCCAUCUGAUUUGCGACUGCCCUUCCGUCGAAGAGUCGGCAUCGUCCGUUUGAGUCAUCUGAACGUCCCACGUGUCGGGGGACAUGAUACCCCUCAACGGACCCGUAGACGCGUGACGUUCAACCGCACGCAACAUCUGUAGGAUUCAUCGACUCCAUGUACCGUAAUAAUAGCAUAGACAUGGCUUUUGGGUAGAUUCACGACUGUUCGCUUUUCAGCAACGUCAUCCACAGAUCUGGCAGAUAGGUCUUGAUACGCAUACGAAUCUCUUCCUCUUGGUUCGUACGAGAAGCGAAAUUGAUGACUAGUUUGGCA
Laetiporus sulphureus 93-53 is the source of this 3358-nucleotide messenger RNA. RefSeq names its product glycine dehydrogenase. Lineage: Eukaryota; Fungi; Basidiomycota; Agaricomycetes; Polyporales; Laetiporaceae. The transcript has 16 exons. The record is from RefSeq and is a predicted model, not a curated record. Gene Ontology annotation, cellular component: glycine cleavage complex; mitochondrion. Bases 67 to 3096 code for a protein of 1009 amino acids. Gene Ontology annotation, biological process: glycine decarboxylation via glycine cleavage system. Gene Ontology annotation, molecular function: pyridoxal phosphate binding; glycine binding; glycine dehydrogenase (decarboxylating) activity.